UUGGUAUGACAAGGAAAUAGUUGAUUUUACUUAGUGUUCUAGUUGUGGUUGUUGUAAAAUUUAUGGUAAAGAAUGAAGGUUUAAUGACGUAUGUUGAAGUUGUAAUGGCUGCGGGCUGUUUUGAAAAUUAAUAUGACUUUAACAUAGACUCUUAUGAAAAUGAUGUUGUUAAUGGGUGAAAGGUAUGGUUAUUGUUGAAAUGUAAAGGGAUGGAUGAAAAUGCGCGAAAAUAUGUAAGAAGUGGUUAUGGUCAAAUAAUAGACGUUUUGGUAAGUUAAUGUAAAUUGAUGUCAUUUGACAUUCUAGUAGUCGUCGUUACGGAUUAUGCGAUGAAGAAUGAAGGUUGUUGUCGAAGUUAGCAUACAUGAAUGAUGAUGAUAUGCAUGGUUGUUGUUGAAUUGGAAGGUUUUGGGUAAAGUAAUAUGUUGAUUAAGUCGUUGAAAGAUUAUGUGAAUCGAAUUGAAUUGAAUUGAAUUGAAUCGGAUUGAAAUGAAUAUUGAAAUGUGGCUAGAAAAAUUGUUGGUAUCGUAGUUGGUUUGGCCGAGUUCCAUUCUCGGAUUGUUGUUGCUAAAUUUGGCCGAGUUAGAAUCUCGGGGGUGGUGUAUUUACAGGGGAGAUGCUGCCGAAAUUUCGGCAGAAUAUAAAUGAAUGUGUUUGAAAGGUUAAGGCAAGUAUAUGACAAAGGAUCUAACGAAUGUGUGAACUCCUUUGAAGGUGGAUUAACAAGUUGGACGAAUAAGCGUAGCUAGUAAGGCGCAGCGCAGGUACACCCAGAUGAGCCGAAGUCAUUAUAGAAGGUGUUCCAGCGAAGUUGGCGAGCUCCACUUGGCCCUGGAGUGUAGCCGAGUCAGCGUACUAUGCUAUGAUGUCCUUGUUCAAUGUUAGAGGCUUUGCAGACAGAGUCGUGGGUAUAGAGUGUCAGAUUUGUAGACGGCUUCGUCAGUCGAUAUAUUACUAUGUUUCAUGUCACGGGUCCCAUAUGAUCAUAGACAUUACUUAUGAAAAAAAAAUUGAGAGCUUAUUAUGUAUUUUAUUCUUAAUUGACUCAAGAGCCUAUAUAUGUAAUAAGAGUCAGUGGGUUCGCUCGGCUCCAGAGAUGGGGUCGGGUGCCCAUCACACCCUAUUAAGGUCGGGGUGUGACAUCUACCUUCGUUGAUGAGUAUGACUGGGGAUCCAGAUUUGCUAGAGAUUAUUACUGGUUAUUGGGAUAAUGACAGAAUGGUGUUCAGAUUUGGAGAAAUAGAGAUUACUCCCAUUUUAGAAGAAAUUAGAGAUGUCUCGGAAAGCGUGGGGAGCGCAAAUAGGUCCAAAAAGAAGAUAGCUCAAAAUAUGCUCAUCCCUCACAAACCUACCCCAAAAGAAAUAAAGACAUGUUUGUUGUCAACAAAGCUGACUGGUCACAGUGGGGCCCACAAUAGCCUUUAGGGAGAUGUAUGGGAGGCAUUCGUCCAAAUAGGGGUAUGAAAACCACAUCCUUGAGUUUCCUUCAUUCCAAUCCUGGGAAGCCAACCAAACACUAGCCUUCAUUACUUGCCUGCUAGGGACCAUGGUAUUUCCACUAAAUUCUUCCCUAGCCAUAUACACCAAGGUUGUCUUUGUUACCCAUUCUGUCCUUAGAGGCGUUACAACAGACGGGCAUACCAAGUACUUUGAUAUCAUCCCUAUCAUUUUGUCAGACAUAUACCGAGCUUUAAGGAAGUGUCUCAACCGCUAUUAUUACUUCCACCGUUGCAAUCUCCUGGUUCAAUCGUGGAUACUUAAGCAUUUAGACAAGAAUGGUUCAACCUCCCGCCGAGAUCCAGCUUGGAGAGAAGAUGAUCGGAGCGUUGCUACCGUACCUUGUGGGGUUCAAGACAAAGUGGGAUGGGCUCACAUCUUUUCCAGAAUAAGAGAAGAACACAUUAAGUGGAGAGUGCCAGACUUCUAUUCCAAGUCUAUUUUUGUCAAUAGCUGUCGACGUCCAUAUUUACCACUUAUGGGCAUUAGGGGGAUCAGACCCUACACACCUCUGAGGGUACUUAGACAAUUUGAUAUGAGACAGGUCAUCCCAAAUGUGGGAGAUAUGGGAGAAUUUGUGCGAGACUACGAAGAGGGUCAUAUCGAGGGUAUACAAGAUGCUAGGAAAGAUUGGAAGAAUGUGACAAAAGAAGACAAGUUGGACGAGGAUCCAAAUAACCCAGGUCAUGAUGAAAAUUACUAUGAGUGGCUUGGGGCUGAGUUAGAAGGUACUGCCACUCCAGGUCCAUACCUUUACAAAUUUCUCGUGGAUAGUGAAGCCACAAAAGCAAUUUAGGUUAGAAGAAUCAAACGACAAGUAGAAGAAAGGGCAGCGAAUCAUCAAGCAAAAACAGAAUAUGAUCAAAAUGUAACUAAGAGUUUGACAAACGAGGCAGAUGCCACAUUGGCGAGUUUAGAGUGGCUUGACACUUUUGUUAGAGGAUCUAUAGAUACAGAAACGUCAUUGACUGAUGUUCAGAUGGGUCAGCGGAUCGGGACAGCAUUGAUGCCAGCCCACGUAGCCAUUCAGACUGCCCUUCGAAGGGCUAAGAAGGCACAGACUGAGAGGGAGCAGAUUUCGAUCUGAAGAGUGGACUUCUUUUGAUAUUAUUACAUUCAUUUACUUUAUAGCCUUGUAAUUUACUUUUAUUUUUGGGAAACAAUAAUUUUGUUUUACAUAUGGCAC
Lycium barbarum (goji berry) is the source of this 2683-nucleotide messenger RNA. RefSeq lists its product as uncharacterized. The record is from RefSeq and is a predicted model, not a curated record. Lineage: Eukaryota; Viridiplantae; Streptophyta; Magnoliopsida; Solanales; Solanaceae. Bases 1547 to 2293 code for a protein of 248 amino acids. The transcript is spliced from 2 exons.